CCGCUUUCACCAAUCAAAUCAAAGCAAACAACGUAUCUUCAGUUUUGUUCGCCUCACAUCCACAGAAAAUCCGCAAAAACAGCGCAGCAACCUUCUGGCUCGAACGGUACAUCUCGUCAUUGGUCAUGUUCCAUUGAAACUUCGAUUUGCCUUCGUGUAUCCUACCUUUCUUCCCUUGUGCAGCAGGGCAGCUAUCUCAUUUUUCUUUUGUGCCGAUAAGCAACAAAGACAUCGGAGCACCUCUGCUACGCUGUUUCGGUCUUUUGAGAGACGCCGACACAAAAAAGAAAUCCCUAUCAAACAACCAAACUUCGAAGCACCUUCGAGCAGGUAUCCACAAUGGCGCUACUCCGUCACCAUCAUUCAUCCAUGGCAUUGCUGUUAGCCUCAGCAGCAUUCCUGUCAUCCAUGAUCUGUCCAACCCUGGGAGCAACGGAUUUCAUUGACUGCAACACUCCCUGCAAUGGUGGAGAUGUCAACUACGAACUGACGGCCAGCAUUCGCAUCAUGGAUUUGAUGAACUACACCUACAAGGGACGGACAUACAGUCGAGAGGGUGAUGAUACAUUCAUGGGUCCUACCAUGCACGUGGCUCCUGGUCAAUCCUUGUGGAUCAAAUUUCGCAAUGAAAUGAAACCCGACCUGCAACCCAAACAGGUGGAGAUUGAAGAUUACUGGGAAAUGCUAAAGAAACCAGGCGAGAAAAUCAAAUACCAAUACUACAAAGAACCCGUGGCAAAACCAGAACUCAUGAAGGUGGAUCAUCCCAACAUCCCACAUAACUUUGAUUCUACCAACUUGCAUCUUCAUGGUUUGGAUGUUGAAGUUCACAUGUUUGAUCCCGUCAACACCCACAAUCCCGAUGCCCCACACAUCUCCAUCGAUCCAGGACAAUGCUACUGCUAUAGAUUCAACGUCCCACAUCACCAUCCAGGGGGCUUGUACUGGUACCAUCCUCAUUUGCAUGGUUCUGCAGCAGUCCAAAUGUGGGGUGGUAUGCUAGGAUUACUUUAUGUUGAUGGUCCCCUGGAGGACGAAAUGGAAGCCUACGGCAUUUCAAAUGUCCACGAGUUUGUUAUUUGGGAUCCUGCCUUGCGUGCUGUGAACAAUGAACCAACGCACAACCUGGAAGUGGACCGCUUCUUGAUGGGACAGACCACACUCAGUAAAAUUCACCCCUUCUUGGUCAAUGGGCAAUACAACCCAACCUUGACCACUGCUGUUGGACAAGUCUUGUGGCUAAGAGCCUUGUGUGCCACUGUGGAAAAUGAAAACACUUUUAUGGUCUAUCGCCAGGGGGAAGAAGAUCAACCUUGGGAUGAUGCUGCCAUUCCAUUUUGGGUUGUAGCCAGUGAUGGGGUAACAUACCAGAAACCACAACGCAAGCGUAUCAUUGUCAUGGCUGGGGCACAACGAGAAGAGAUUCUACUACAGUUUGAUGAACCAGGGACCUACGUGAUCAGCCAACAAGGCAUUCAAGGACUGCAAUUCUUUGACAUGUACGGCCAUCCACAUGAUCAAACAUUGGCUACCAUUGUCGUUCAUGAAGAAGAGGAUGACAAAUCAAAGCUUCACCCUACCAAACCCAUUGCUGACAUGCAAUUCACUCCGGGAUACCACCCAGAUGAAGACAUCCAAGCCAAGGAAAUCACCAGGACUGAAACCAUUGUCUACUCGAUGGGUGCAAACCGGGAUCAGGCUCCCUUCCCACAGUACUAUGUCAAUGGCAAACCCUUUGCUCCUAACCGGCUUGACUUCUUUGCUCAUCCUGGUGAAGCUGUUGAAUACAUUCUCAUCAAUGGGAAUCACAAUGUGCAUCCCUUUCAUAUUCAUGUCAAUCGAUUUCAAGUCCAAGAGAUGGGAUCAGAAUUGUCUACUGAAACCUAUCCAGUCUUGAAGCAUGUCAUGGAAUUUGAACCUAGUGUUUGGAGGGAUACAGUUGUUAUCCCUCCCAAUGGCCGAGCUAGGAUCUGGGUUCAAUACAAGAAUUAUACUGGCAAGACAGUCUUUCAUUGUCACUUUCUGGCCCACGAAGAUACUGGCAUGAUGUCUACUCUCUUUAUUGGACCUCCAGAUUAUGUUUUUCGACUAGAGGAGCAUUUGCCCCUUCUUAUGGGUGUGGCUGUGGGAAUGAUGUUGACUUUGGUUGCCCUCGUGGUUUUGGUGAGCUGCAGACGCGGAGAACCAAAGGCAGUGUACGAGCCUGUUGCAACCAUGAAUGAACUCAAGGCCAAGGCACAGGAUUAACAACUGUCCCAACAAUGAUUAGACCAGCCAUUCAAUGAGUGACCAGAUCACCUGAAACUAGUGUGAGUCACCAUAUUGACCAGCCAACAAAGUACAGCUGCAGGUCACUGGAUCUGCUAUAGAUAUAGAUACUUUGUUUUAUUGUCAAAACGAAUCAUGUCACCUAACGGAUGGCUUGCCAAAGCGACCUC
Messenger RNA from Seminavis robusta, 2438 nucleotides. The record is from the annotation of a GenBank genome assembly. NCBI's taxonomy places the organism in Eukaryota, Bacillariophyta, Bacillariophyceae, Naviculales, Naviculaceae.